AUGGCCUCCUGCACCUGCUUACCCUCUGGCGCGACAAUGGUGUGGUUUCUCCUUCUGGCCUUUCAGUUUCUGGAUUCCGGGUUGCACGGCGUUUCCCUCUUCGUGAGUGCUCUUCAGGAAAAGCGGCAGAAGUACUUUUUUGAUAUAUUGAUUUCGUUUUCGUAGUGCUUCACAGUGGAGACACGACGUCGUUCUCAUUGCGACGAGGACACAUAAAAAUGAUUUUGUCUACCUCUUCGCUCGUGCAAAACAGGAGGACCAAACACGGCAACUUGCGUGGCUCGGGCUCGAAGGUAACCGAGAACGUGCAGACAAAAAACGGCUUGCUGCAACUGCAAACGGACGGGGAAAGUGACACCGUGGAAAACGAAGACGAUGCUGCUGGCGGAGAUGAAGUGACGGAAAAGUUAGCGUCAGCGUUGGGAGGAUCGGGGAGUUUACCGGAUGAGGAAGCGGUAUUUGAACUUCUGGAAAGAUGCUGAUGAAGAGUGUAUGUCCUAGUGUAACUCGCACGCGACUUCGGAGGCACUAAUCCUAAUGCUUGAUGAGGCUCCACUACAACUUGACUCUGACAAAUUGAAAUUAGCGUGGUCGCGGAAAAGCGUUCACUGUUGCCAAAUCCACAACACAGGCUGACGCAGAUGCAGAUAUAAUGCCGGUCGCGGAUGUGGACGACGCUGCCAUGCCCGUGUCCAUGGUGGAGGUGGGGAAGGUGAAGGCCGCGCCGGAGGCGAUUGACUCAAGCGAAGAACCACCAGUCGACGCGCAAGAAGGACGUGUGGCUGCCGUGCAGGAACCAGCACCAGGGGAGAGGAUGGCAGACGAGCCAGAAACGGCAGCAACUGGUGCCGACACGAACACGGCAGCAACGGGGUCGGAUGGUGGUGGUGGUGGUGCUACAGAAGCUACUGUCGAUGGCGUUGCGGCAGGGGCAGGCGAAAAGUCACAGGCUGCACCUCCAGCACCAGCCGAGAAAGAAAAACCCCCGGCCGAGAUACAAACGCAAACCACAGCUGAUGACACACAUGAAGAUGGCGAAGAUCAUGAUGACCAUGACGUCGACGCUGCCGCUGGCAAGGCCAUCGCCACGAGCACGACAGAGACGAACAAAGGCAAAGAGGGUUAGUAUAGCCAAUAGCAUUGCUAUCCGAAGAACGAGAAUGAAAGCGGAGCCUCGGGGGAGGGAUCGGCAUCAAAAUUUCUCUCUGAUUCGCGUGAGAGUAUGAAUAAAACCUAACUACAAGUGGUGCGCUGUUAUGAAUUUCAAACGACCCUCCUAUGUAUGCCUAUGUGAAAAAAGCGCUCGGCUCCCUCAUGUUGCGAUGUUGAUGAUAUACCCCCGAAAACUAUCCGUCUGUAAACUGUAUUGAAGGAGAACUGUGCCAGGUACUUACCAAUUUUACUUGAGAAUGACAGUCGUGUGGUCGCCGUAUGUGCGCGCUCACGACCAGCGCUCGCGCGACGCGCAAUCUUUGGGACGUCGUCGCACGUCUGCUUCUCGAUGGAUGAUCUACACAGACAUUAGUUUUCACGAUGCGACUCAGCA
Molecule: messenger RNA, 1546 nt
Organism: Amoebophrya sp. A120
Lineage: Eukaryota; Dinophyceae; Syndiniales; Amoebophryaceae
Source: the annotation of a GenBank genome assembly